Scleropages formosus (Asian bonytongue) is the source of this 862-nucleotide messenger RNA. RefSeq names its product grass carp reovirus (GCRV)-induced gene 2p (gene gig2p). The record is from RefSeq and is a predicted model, not a curated record. NCBI's taxonomy places the organism in Eukaryota, Metazoa, Chordata, Actinopteri, Osteoglossiformes, Osteoglossidae. The coding region runs from base 164 to 802 and encodes 212 amino acids. The transcript is spliced from 2 exons. Gene Ontology annotation, cellular component: cytoplasm.
CACAAUCCGGGGACCCGCGAAACUCCGCGGUAGAAUUAAUUCCGUGAAAUUGAGACUUUAAUCCUUUGCUACUGAAAAACGUCGUACGGACUCGCGUAUGAAAAGGUUUAUGGAAACCAGUUACUGUACAUCGCAAACAUCUUAGGUACGAAGAAGUACAGACAUGUCCAUCCUGUUUUAUGGCUGGGAGACAGAAUGUGAUGAUGUCCAACACCUGGGGCCAGAGCAGGAGCCAAAGCAAGGAACGGUGUACACCAUGUACCACGGCACUAGCGUACAGGGGGCCCGCAGCAUCGUUCGGCACGGCUUCCGGCAGUCCCCCGACGGCAUGUUGGGGCCAGGUGUGUACGUGAGCCGCGACCAGAAGAAGGCACAACGCUACCCGCUGAAGGCCUUCCCCAGUGACCGCGUGGUGCUGAAGCUGAAUGUUGAUACUGGGCGUGUCAAACGCAUUGACAAGGACAACCACCCCUUGCAGAAGACCUGGCACAACCAGGGAUAUGACACAGCCUGGGUACCCCCCAAAUGUGGCAUGAAGGCUGUGCCCAGUGGCCUGGAGGAGGACUGUGUGUGGGACCCCAAUCGCGUGGAGAUAGUGGACGUCGCCCUGGCCCCAGAAGCUGUCCUCACCGAACUGCAGGGGCUGAUUGCUCAGAAACGACAGUUCAGAGGCCCGUCCCCUGGAAGGAGUGUGUGUCGGACGUGCAAGUCAGAGGCACACUUAGCGCACAGCGAGGAGACCUGCUGGGGCUGUGGGAAGAGCAUUUGCCCACUUAUGAAAAAGCACUUUUGCAAGUGGUAGUGUUGUGCUGUGGGGGGCACGGUGGCGUAGCAGGUUUGACCGGGUCCUACUCUCCGGUGG